Messenger RNA from Ostertagia ostertagi, 789 nucleotides. The record is from the annotation of a GenBank genome assembly. Lineage: Eukaryota; Metazoa; Nematoda; Chromadorea; Rhabditida; Trichostrongylidae.
AUGUCAUCGACUACAACUGCCGAUUUACGCGAUAUUGCGGACCGACAAAUUGCAGAGGCCAUCAUUGUGCGAUCAAUCGCGCUCUUGUCGUUGAUACCUACCGUAUUCCAGGCCUCCCCGUCACCACCGGCAUCGUCGUCGAAUUCGGACGGGAUUGUGGCCGACUGUGUGGUUUGUGGUGACAAAUCCAGCGGUAAACACUAUGGACAGUUCUCGUGCGAGGGCUGUAAAAGUUUCUUCAAACGGUCCAUCAGACGUUCACUUUCGUACACAUGUCGAGGUUCAAAGAACUGUCCUGUUGAUGUGAAUCACCGAAAUCAGUGUCAGUUCUGUCGACUGAAGAAAAUGCGUCAAAAUGGGCAUGAGAAGGGAAGUACAGUGGAUUGGGCCAGACAGCUGUCGUUCUUCAACGAUCUCACUCAACAAGAUCAGGUUAAUACUUUAAUCACCUUGUUAAUAGGCUCAGAGAAUUUUAUCUGUCGGCGGAGGACCAAACCACAAAAGUCCCUCUUUGCAUCACGACUAACCCACUUGACCAACAGGUCUCAAGUUCAGUUUGACUACUUACAGAUUACUUUUACUGCAAUCACACUGGGAAAUGGGGGGGGGGAGCACGUCGAACGCUGGCCGAUCCAGUCAUAUGUGGAUUUCUUCGGAGAUCAACAGCAUCAAGCGCAGUACUUUCAACCCAAUACUCCGUCAUUGAACGAGCCGUUGAAAGUGGAAACUAUCCAAGAAAAGAUUCAGUCAUCUCUAGACGAGUACUGUAGGACACAAAAACCCCAUCAG